AUGCAUGAGGAGGAUCAUGUGUUGUAUCGCUACUACAUCACGAAUAUCCAGCGACCGGAGCCAAAGCCUAAGUCAGAAUCAGCUUCCAAGGCUCAGAAAGAGAGCGAACAUGCGGACAAAUCCAAAGAGACCAAGGGCUCGGAACUUCAAGUCAACCAGAAUAACUCAGAGGCCUUCUACACAGUGACUCCAAGGAAACACAUCAAUUGA
Lithohypha guttulata is the source of this 210-nucleotide messenger RNA. RefSeq lists its product as uncharacterized. Bases 1 to 210 code for a protein of 69 amino acids. The transcript has 2 exons. The record is from RefSeq and is a predicted model, not a curated record. Lineage: Eukaryota; Fungi; Ascomycota; Eurotiomycetes; Chaetothyriales; Trichomeriaceae.